This is a messenger RNA of Impatiens glandulifera, 2487 nucleotides long. Its product is annotated as DNA gyrase subunit B, chloroplastic/mitochondrial-like. The record is from RefSeq and is a predicted model, not a curated record. Gene Ontology annotation, biological process: DNA topological change. Gene Ontology annotation, cellular component: chromosome. Gene Ontology annotation, molecular function: DNA topoisomerase type II (double strand cut, ATP-hydrolyzing) activity; DNA binding; ATP binding. Bases 164 to 2356 code for a protein of 730 amino acids. Lineage: Eukaryota; Viridiplantae; Streptophyta; Magnoliopsida; Ericales; Balsaminaceae. The transcript is spliced from 21 exons.
UUCUUCUCUUCUUCAUUACACUCUCAACGCCGCAUUCUUUCCCGCUUCCUCUAUUCCACCUCGCCGUUGCCGGCGCCGGUCAUCGGCGUUCUCCAUCGUCAGUGGAGCUCCAGACGAGCUGCUGAGGGAAAAAGAUAAUCCUGAAAUAAGUUUCCCUACUUGAAUGGCCUGCCUGAGACCACCAGUGAACUUUUCUCUUCGUUUGAUGGCUUCGCGCUUUCUUACUUGCGCUUCCUUUCAUCCAUACAGUAUAUGUUUCUCUUCCACUUUCGCUUCCCCUACUCCAUACCUAUUUGCUGCCAGGUUGAACAGUCGACAUGUACAGGUGAUAAACACAUCUUUGAGGCAAAAUGCUGUGUACCCAAGAGCUUUUAUGUCAUCAACCAUAGCCACUGAAGCAUUUCAGGAAAGCCAAAAUUCCAAGGGUUAUAGCUCUGAGCAAAUUCAGGUAUUGGAAGGAUUAGACCCUGUCAGAAAAAGACCAGGAAUGUAUAUUGGGAGCACUGGACCUCGGGGGCUGCAUCAUUUGGUUUAUGAAAUCCUAGAUAAUGCUGUAGACGAAUCACAAGCGGGCUUUGCAGAUAAGGUAGAUGUGGUCUUGCAUGAUGACGGUUCAGUGAGCAUUACAGACAAUGGGCGUGGGAUUCCCAUUGACUUGCAUCCAGUGACAAAGAAAUCGUCUUUGGAGACUGUUUUAACGGUUUUACAUGCUGGUGGUAAAUUUGGUGGUUUAAAUAGUGGUUACAGUGUCUCAGGUGGCCUGCAUGGUGUAGGCUUAUCUGUUGUUAAUGCUUUAUCAGAGAAACUAGAGGUUACUGUUUGGCGCGAUGGAAGGGAAUACUGUCAAAAAUAUUCUCGUGGAAAGCCUAUUACCUCUUUGAUUGCUCAGGAGCUUCCUGCUGAAUCUAAGGAGAGACAAGGGACAAAGAUAACAUUUUGGCCUGAUCAUGAAGUUUUCACUACUGCAGUUGAACUUGACUAUGAUACUAUAGUGGGACGUAUUCGAGAGCUCGCGUUCUUAAAUCCCAAGCUUACUAUUACUCUGAAGAAGGAGGAUCCUGAUGAUGUGAAUAGCCUAUGCAGUGAAUACUUUUAUGCUGGAGGAUUGGUUGAGUAUGUUAAAUGGCUAAAUACUGACAAGCAACCGCUUCAUGACAUUGUUAGUUUCAGAAAAGAAGCAGAUGGAGUCACCAUAGAUAUUGCUCUACAAUGGUGUUCUGAUGCAUAUUCAGAUACAAUGCUUGGAUAUGCGAACAGCAUUCGCACGAUUGAUGGUGGUACACAUAUAGAGGGUGUGAAGGCUUCAUUGACUAGAACUCUUAACUCUCUAGGAAAGAAAUCGAAGACAGUUAAGGAAAAAGAUAUUAAUUUAAGCGGUGAGCAUGUUAGGGAGGGUUUAACAUGCAUCAUCUCAGUAAAAGUCCCCAAUCCAGAAUUUGAAGGACAAACAAAGACUAGGUUGGGAAAUCCAGAAGUGCGAAAAGUGGUGGAUCAAUCUGUGCAAGAAUUUCUAACUGAAUACCUGGAAUUGCAUCCAGAUGUUCUUGAUUCAAUUCUUUCCAAGUCCCUUAAUGCUUUCAAGGCAGCAUUGGCAGCCAAGAGGGCAAGGGAAUUGGUAAGGCAAAAGAGUGUUUUGAGAUCAUCAUCUCUCCCAGGAAAGCUUGCUGAUUGCUCGAAUGCAAACCCUGAAGAUUGUGAGAUCUUCAUUGUUGAGGGAGAUUCAGCAGGUGGUAGUACAAAACAAGGCCGGGAUAGACGCUUCCAGGCUGUUCUACCAUUGAGGGGUAAAAUAUUGAACGUUGAAAGAAGGGAUGAAGCUGCGAUGUACAAAAACGAGGAGAUUCAAAAUCUUAUUCUUGGUUUGGGACUUGGUGUGAAGGGAGAAGAUUUUAAAAAGGAUGCUCUUCGAUAUCACAAAAUCAUUAUACUAACAGAUGCUGAUGUGGAUGGAGCUCACAUCCGAACCUUGUUAUUGACAUUUUUCUAUAGAUACCAGAGAGCUUUAUUUGAUGAAGGUUGUAUCUAUGUCGGUGUUCCGCCUCUAUAUAAAGUUGAGAGGGGGAAACAAGCAUAUUAUUGCUUUGAUGAGUCAGAACUGAAGAGUCUCCAAAAAUCAUUUCCAUCAAAUGCAUCUUACAAUAUCCAAAGGUUCAAAGGACUUGGGGAGAUGAUGCCUUUACAAUUAUGGGAAACAACAUUAGAUCCAGAAAGACGACAGUUAAAGCGGUUAGUUGUUGAAGAUGCUGCUGAAGCAAAUAGGGUUUUUUCGUCCCUCAUGGGGAAUAGGGUUGAUGGGAGGAAGGAGCUUAUAAAAAACUGUGCAAGUAAGAUCAACCUUAAUCAAUUGGACAUCUGAUUAUAUUGAGGAGGAUAAAUGUUAUCACUAUGUAUUUGUUCAAGAGGAAUUUCUUGUAGUUUCAAUUAAUAUUUUAGGAGAAUUAUGUUAUUUUUUGUUUAAAGGAAACAGUUCCGAUUGAUGUUGUUCUA